UCAGUUGAAAAAAAUCAAACAUCAAGGAAAUGGACGAAAUCGAAAUGGUACGGAAUGGAAAUGCCGAAAUGGUCUCGUGUUGAGUUGAAUAUGAUCGUCAUGAUGUGUCGAGUUUUUUUCGCAUCCCAAUAUUCUCAUUUCUCAUGUUACAUUUAAUUGAUUGAAUACAGAUGGUUGGAAUAAAAGAAGAACCGUCUCCGAUGGAGGUAAGCGACGUGACGAGUGAUAAUCUCAUGGAGCUCGGCGAAAGCAGCGUAGUCGACAUAGAAGCACUUCCUUCAAAAAUCAGAUCGUAUUUGAAGAUGGACCAAGUUGAAUUUUCGUAUACUUUACAGGAUUAUUGGAAAAAAGAAACUUCAACGCUUCCGAAACUAACUGAAUCUCUGUAUAUUGACGAAGAAAACUUUUUAGACACGUUGUUACACAUCAUUGUUUCAUUGCGUAAGGUCUGGCAAAAGUUUUAUGUAAAAGGGAUGAAGGGGUGGCAAGCGAAAGAGUGGCUGCCUAUUUGCUUGAGCAGUUACUUAAGUUUGAAAGUUAUAGCCAAGGAAUAUCUGAAAGAGCCAAACGAAUUAUUUUUUUCAUUAUUUGAAUUGUGGCCGUAUUCUGAGAGACGCUUUCAAGAAUUACUUCCUUCAUCAGCAAAGAGUCCUUCUAAGCAGACUUCUAUUUUGAAAGGAAUUUUAAUCAUUCACAUGCUGGAUGAUUACUUUGGUGAAAAAGUACAAGAAGCAAUUUUAGAAAUUAUGCGAGAGAAGUAUUCGGUGGACAGUUCGGAAAAACUGUGGAAGAUUUUAAGUGAGGAUGGAUUUGAUGUAGCUGAAUUCGUCGAUUCGUAUAAGAUGUUGGGUACAGACUUACCCGUGAUAUCGACUCUACAAAAUAAUACCGAUAUCAGCUUCGAGAACGAUGCCAGUUCCAGGUAUCCUAAAUUCCCUGUCACUGUCUGUACGAUGUCAGAUAGCGGAAGCAGAGUGGAAAAAAUUAUGAUCGAGGGAAAAACGUCCUUACAUUCAUUUAAGGAGGGAGGCGCGAAAUGGAUUAAAGUCAACAGUUCCAAUGCGGGAUUAUAUGCUUUGAACUAUAAUGGAAAUCUGAAGAAUGUUUGUUCGUUGCGAAUUUCUGAGCUCGAAAAAUUGAAUUCUAUCGACAGAGCCAGUUUGUUACUCAAUCUCGAUUUCUCGACCAUAGAUGGUCUAGAGCUGUCUAUGGAGUGUUUUAAAUUUUUAAAAACCGAAAAAGAUGUACUGCCAUUGGCUACAGCGUGUAGGAAAUUCCUGUAUAUAAAUCGGUUUUUGUACGGAACACAUAGCUACGAAGUAUUUUCAGACCAUAUCAAAUCGUUAUUCAAAGUAGAGGGAGAUAUCUUCGAUGAUAGAAUAAAUAAGGACGACGCGAAGCGAACGUUUCAUUGCAUGAUGUUCCAUAUCGGAUGUUUCGUGGGAUCUGAAGAAUGCUUGAAGAAAGCAAAAGACAUAUUCCAGUCUUUUAUAGAAAGAGAUACUUCUAUGCCUGUAGAAUUUCGUAAUUGUGUGUUUAUUUACGGAGCUAGAGGCAGUGCAGUUUCGGGUGAAAUCAUACGUAAAAAAUACCUUGAGGAAAAGGACGAAUUGAAAAAAAAGUUAUUGGCCCGUGCUCUGGGCUCUUUGAAGGAGGCAGAUUUAAAAAUGUGCUUUACCGAAAUUAUCUCGAAGGGAAAAAUGCCUCCCGACCAUGUAAUGAUUUUUUUUCACACGUGUGCGAUUGUCGGAUCUUUUCUUCCUGCCUGGAAAUUUUUAAUAACAUCGCGUGAAAGUCUUAUCAAGCAGUUGAAAAUGGAUAUAUUCAUGUUGAUUAUUGGAGAAUUCGUACCGUCUAUGUAUCUGGAUGAACAUUUUGCCGAGCUUGACGACUUGCUGAAUAAUAUUUCUAAUUACGAAGGAAAAAGAUGUUUAAUUGAAACUGCGAAGAAGAAAAAAGCAUUCGUCUCAGAAGAUAAAGUGACAUAUGAAGAAGAGUUUGAGUAUGUCGUUGCAAAACGUGCGAAAUUGGACGAAUCCGCUACUUUGGACAGAGCGCCUGAACUAAACGUAUUGGUAUUCAAUGAUACGACUUUAUGGAGCACGUUGGAAUUUUUCGAAGGUUGUGAUAUUGCAACGCUUUCUCGGAUUAACGCGUGGGAAAUCAUAAGAACGUUUGUUCCACUCUUUUUUCAUAAAAAACUGUGCAUUCUUCGACCUCCUUGUUGGGGUAAGACAACCACGUUGCAUAUUUUAAAAUUGUUCCUAUCAAAAGUUUUCAACCAGGAAACAUCUGAGGAAAAGAAAGAUGUUAUCCCGAUAGAUGUUUUCAAAGGUCGGCAACGCUUUGUGUUUGGGAAUAGAGCAUUGGCUUUCUUUCAUAGCGCCGAAGACGAGACAACUCGUACCGACGACGAGACAACUGGUACCGACGACGAGACAACUCGUACCGACGACGAGACAACUCGUACCGAAAACCUGAACUCGUAUAAGGAAUCGUAUUUGUGUUGUCAUCUGGACCUUUCCGUCGUCACAAAAAAUACAGUUUCCGAAAUCAAAGAUGAAAUCUCCCACGCCGUUCAUGUAACGUUAGCCACUUACAAAUCUUUUUUGUCUGACCACAAACGGUUUAAAAAAUGCGUAGAUGGAACUUGUCCUGAAACCGGUGACCACUUAAUAAUACUAAGGGAUGCCUUAACAUACCUGAAGAACCUGAAGGUAUUUGGAUCGCUCCGAAAACUCAUACUUAUCGACGAAAUUGAUAUGCCUAUUCUCAAAUUACGAAACGCCAAACACAGAGAAACGAUGGAAAAGGAUCUGCAGAGUUUCACAAGAUGUAUCGUUUCGGCUGGUUAUCAAAUUAUUUGUUUUGGCGUUUUUCCCGACUUUUGUGAGAACGCUCUAAGCGAUAAAUUGACUGAAAUCUGUAAGCUUGAUAAAGGAGCUUUGAAACCAGUGUUCGGAGUGAAUAGCGUCGAGGUAAUGAACUGCAAGAACGAAGACGGUAGUUUAGCGGAAUGUGCCGGCGGUUUUACGUAUCCUGGGACGAAACUAUUUUCGCUUUAUUGUAUGUAUUUACUGGAAAGAAAAAUGUUUGAGUUCGAAACGGUUUGGGUGAAAUCAAAGUCGUACGCCUUUGUUUGGGAGACAUUUGGCAACUCUUAUCACCUUUGCAAUCUUGCGAUGCGCCUACUGGACAACGAAUACGUUUUCACAGAAAAAGAAGGAGAUUCGUCGGAUCGAUGUGCACUUGAUUUAUUUUAUCACACUGGCUUUGUGGUGAAAUUAUACGCCGAAGAUUUAUCCCUUGAUAUGUGGCUCAAUGCAAAGAACGAUUAUAAAAAUCAACGUGACCCAACGAAGUUGGUGUAUUAUGCAUUCCCGAACAAUAUCAUGAAGAAUACGCUGUUGAAAUUUCUUCGCUUACGAAUCGCACAUGAUUUCUUUAAUAGUGUCGAUGACUUUAAAGUAAUGAUUGACGAAUUUGUGAAUGGAAAUAAAGUUGAAAUUAAAAAGCGGAUAUGUGGACUGUACAAUCCUACGAAAAUUUCCUGCGAAAAAGACUACGAGACUCAACUCCGGGCGAUACUUUUUGUUGCAUUGCGUAAACUUUACUAUAUCUCUCGUCAAUCGCGAAGCGGAACUGGGAUUUUCGAUCUGGCUUUAUAUCCCAAAGGGGUUAAAUCACCUUGUUAUGUUAUAGAAGAAAAGUUCACCGAUAAAGUACCAUCUGAAGCAGACCAGCAUGAAAAAGAAUUAAAUCACCUAUCCGCAGUAGCAUUGCAUCAGAUCCGAUCGAAAGGCUACAAUGCGGAUUUUGAUCCAGAAGGUGAAAACACAAUUAGCAUCGGUAUUGCCGUUUCACCUUAUGCAAUUUCAUGUUCGGUAAUCGAGUUAAAAGCUAUUAAAACUUGUCAAUGCAAGAACCCAAUACCACUCUGCAAAGCUUUCUUAGAAACGAAAUUGGAUCCCCAUCAUGUACCAAUUUAAAAUGAUUAUUUUGUUGAAAUUGUGUAAUUUUUAGUUGUUCAAUUGAUGGUUAUGUUUUUGUUCCUAAACUAGUUUAAAAUUAUUAAUUUGUAAAAAUUGUGAAGUUUUUAGUUGUUGAAUGAUAGUUAUGUUUUUGUUCAUAAUCGAAUUUAAAGUGAUUAUUUCGUAAAAAUUGUGAAGUUUUUAGUUGUUGUUUUUUUUUACGUUUGAGCAAAAGUACAUUAUUUUGAUUUUUAA
This is a messenger RNA of Planococcus citri (citrus mealybug), 4226 nucleotides long. RefSeq lists its product as uncharacterized. The coding region runs from base 171 to 3989 and encodes 1272 amino acids. Lineage: Eukaryota; Metazoa; Arthropoda; Insecta; Hemiptera; Pseudococcidae. Gene Ontology annotation, molecular function: metalloaminopeptidase activity; peptide binding; zinc ion binding. The record is from RefSeq and is a predicted model, not a curated record. Gene Ontology annotation, cellular component: cytoplasm. The transcript is spliced from 13 exons. Gene Ontology annotation, biological process: peptide catabolic process; proteolysis.